Messenger RNA from Arachis duranensis, 1044 nucleotides. Its product is annotated as probable pectinesterase 29. Gene Ontology annotation, biological process: cell wall modification. The record is from RefSeq and is a predicted model, not a curated record. NCBI's taxonomy places the organism in Eukaryota, Viridiplantae, Streptophyta, Magnoliopsida, Fabales, Fabaceae. Gene Ontology annotation, molecular function: pectinesterase activity. The transcript is spliced from 6 exons. The coding region runs from base 1 to 1044 and encodes 347 amino acids.
AUGACAAGUUCUUUAAAGGUAUUGAAUUCAUUGAAGAUGUUGCGAUUUCUUGUUGGUUGGUGGAUUUGUGUGUUUGUGCUGUUAAAUUCAGGAGCUGCUAAUGGUCAAUAUUAUCGAACUGUUGGAGACAAAAUUCUUCCAUACAACAAAAUUAUUGUGGAUUCUUUGGGACAUGGCAACUUCUUUACAAUUCAAUCUGCCAUUGAUUCAAUCCCUUCCAACAAUAAGUAUUGGAUUUUAAUCAAUGUGAAAGCUGGUAUUUACAGGGAGAAAGUGACGAUUCCAAUUGAUAAACCAUACAUAAUAUUGAAGGGAAGUGGAAAGAUGAAAACGUGGGUUGAAUGGGAUGACCAUAAUACAACUGCUCAGAGCCCCACCUUCCAAUCCAAUGCAGAUAAUAUCGUCGUCAAAUCCAUCUCUUUUAGGAAUACAUACAACAAUCCCAUAAAUACGAACCCUAGAGUUCCUGCAGUAGCUGCAAUGAUAAGCGGAGAUAAAUCUUAUUUUUAUAGAGUUGGAUUCUUUGGCUUGCAAGAUACUUUGUGGGAUAAUUAUGGAAAACAUUAUUAUAAACUUUGUACUAUUCAAAGGGCCGUUGAUUUUAUUUUCGGUGCUGGCCAGUCAUUAUUUGAGAGGUGUGGCAUAAAUGUGAUUGGAAGGGCAUUAGAAGAAGGUUUUAUAGGAUAUAUAACAGCACAAGGGAGAGAAAAUCCAAAAGAUUCAAAUGGAUUUGUGUUCAAAAAUUGUAAUGUCUUUGGAGAUGGUUCUACUUUUUUGGGAAGACCUUGGAGACCUUACGCCAGCGUUCUUUUCUACAAUACAAGUAUGGCCAACAUUAUUCAACCUGCUGGUUGGGAUCCAUGGGAUUCCUCUCAAUAUGAGAAUAAUAUUAUGUUUGCAGAGUAUGACAAUUUUGGACCAGGUUCUGAUACCUCCAACCGAGUAAAUUGGAUUACAAAAUUGGAUUUAGAGACGGUUAAUACGAUGACAAAUAUAACUUUCAUAGACUCUGAAGGAUGGGUUCAGAAGAGCCAACGAUUUUAA